ACUCUCGCUCUUGCUGAUUGAGGCAGGGAGAUAAUGAAUUAGGAGCCACGGGAGGUGAGAGCCAACGCCUCCCCUGCAGCCGCAGCGUGCUCCGGGUGAUGUUUCCUUACUCGUUUACAAGACAAUAGCCGAAAAAAAUUUAAGAGGGGGAGAAAAUGACUGAACCUUCUGUGUGAGAUAAUGGAUGAGCCCGGGAUGACCUGUUUUUUUCCUUGCGGUGGAGCGGUGCUGAAGACAGAGGGCACCCGCGCCCAGCCCACAGCCGUCGCCCCGCCGCCAGCGCGCCAGCUCGGGGCGGCCGGAGAGCCGCCAAUGCCCGCUCCCGGCAGGCAGGGAGCCGCUGCCUCGCCCGGCCAGGUUAAAAGUCACUAGGAUGACGGCUGUCUUGGCACCUUCAAGAGUGAUGCUGUGAGGCUUCGUUGUGAUGGUAUUUGGAGCAACCUGGCCGUCAUCUGGGAGAAGCAGAUCCCAUUUCCUACAUGUCCUUAAACCAUGUGCAGGCAAGGGGAGCCCAUGAAAUUUGUAACCUGGGUCUGGAUGACAUCGUGCAACAAAAUGAUUGGUAUGCUGCUGGUCUUUUUCCCUGCUCUGCUGCUGGAGAUGGACGUGCUGCCCAGGAGUGGGGGUCGGAGGGUUCUUCUCUCCGCAGCCUCCUCACAGCGGUCGGUGGCUCGGAUGGACGGGGAUGUCAUCAUUGGGGCCCUCUUCUCUGUCCAUCACCAGCCACCAGCCGAGAAAGUGCCCGAGAGGAAGUGUGGGGAAAUCCGGGAGCAAUACGGCAUCCAGAGAGUCGAGGCCAUGUUUCACACCUUGGAUAAAAUUAACGCAGACCCGGUCCUGCUACCUAACAUCACCCUGGGCAGCGAGAUCCGAGACUCCUGCUGGCACUCCUCCGUGGCCCUGGAGCAGAGCAUUGAGUUCAUUCGGGACUCUCUCAUCUCCAUCAGGGAUGACAGGGAUGGAGGCACCCGCUGCAUUUCCGACUCGCAGACCCAGCCCCAGGCCAGAGUGAAAAAGCCCAUCGCGGGGGUCAUCGGCCCCGGCUCCAGCUCAGUCGCUAUCCAAGUCCAAAAUCUGCUCCAGCUCUUCGACAUCCCCCAGAUCGCCUACUCUGCCACCAGCAUCGACCUGAGCGACAAAACGCUGUACAAGUACUUCCUCAGGGUGGUCCCCUCCGACACGCUGCAGGCCAGGGCCAUGCUUGACAUCGUCAAGCGCUACAACUGGACCUACGUCUCGGCCGUGCACACGGAAGGAAAUUAUGGGGAAAGUGGAAUGGAAGCCUUCAAAGAGUUGGCUGCCCAAGAGGGUCUCUGCAUUGCUCACUCUGACAAGAUCUACAGCAACGCCGGCGAGAAGAGCUUUGACCGCCUGCUGCGCAAGCUGCGGGAGAGGCUGCCCAAGGCCAGAGUGGUGGUGUGCUUCUGCGAGGGAAUGACUGUCAGGGGCAUCCUCAUCGCCAUGCGCCGCCUGGGGGUGCUCGGCGAGUUCCUGCUCAUUGGAAGUGACGGCUGGGCAGACAGAGAUGAGGUCAUUGAAGGCUACGAACCCGAAGCAAAUGGAGGCAUCACUAUCAAGCUGCAGUCUCCUGAGGUGCUGGCUUUCGAUGAUUACUACCUGAAGCUGCGGCUGGACACCAACACCCGCAACCCCUGGUUUCCCGAGUUCUGGCAGCACAGAUUCCAGUGCCGCAUCCCAGGGCACCCGCUAGAGAAUCCCAACUUCCAGAAGAAUUGCACUGGCAAUGAGAGCUUAGAAGAAAAUUACGUGCAGGACAGUAAAAUGGGAUUUGUCAUCAAUGCAAUAUAUGCUAUGGCUUAUGGGCUGCAGAACAUGCAUCAUUCCCUUUGCCCCGGACAUGUUGGACUGUGUGAUGCUAUGAAGCCAAUUGAUGGCAGCAAGCUCCUGGAGUUCCUCCUCAAAUCCUCAUUCAUUGGUGUUUCUGGAGAAGAAGUGUGGUUUGAUGAAAAGGGAGAUGCCCCUGGAAGAUAUGACAUCAUGAACCUGCAGUACAUAGAGCCCAACCGCUACGACUACGUCCUGGUUGGGACCUGGCACGAGGGCGUGCUCAACAUUGAUGACUACAGGAUUCAGAUGAAUAAGAGUGGAAUGGUCCGGUCGGUGUGCAGUGAGCCUUGCCUGAAGGGCCAGAUCAAGGUGAUCAGGAAAGGAGAAGUGAGCUGCUGCUGGAUUUGCACUGCUUGCAAGGAGAAUGAAUUUGUUCAGGAUGAAUUCACCUGUAAAGCCUGUGAGCUGGGCUGGUGGCCAAAUGCUGACCUGACAGGCUGCGAACCCAUCCCUGUAAAGUAUCUCCAGUGGAGCAAUAUAGAGUCUAUUGUGGCUGUGGUCUUUUCCUGCCUGGGGAUCCUGGUCACCAUGUUUGUCACCCUUAUCUUUGUGCUCUACAGAGACACCCCUGUUGUCAAGUCCUCCAGCCGCGAGCUCUGCUAUAUAAUCCUGGCUGGCAUCUUUCUGGGUUACGUCUGCCCUUUCACCCUUAUAGCUAAACCCACCACGACCUCCUGCUACCUCCAGCGCCUCCUGGUGGGCCUCUCCUCCGCCAUGUGCUAUUCCGCCCUGGUGACCAAAACCAACCGCAUCGCGCGCAUCCUGGCGGGCAGCAAGAAGAAGAUCUGCACCCGCAAGCCGCGCUUCAUGAGCGCCUGGGCCCAGGUGGUCAUCGCCUCCAUCCUGAUCAGCGUGCAGCUGACGCUGGUGAUCACGCUGAUCAUCCUGGAGCCCCCCAUGCCCAUCCUCUCCUACCCCAGCAUUAAGGAAGUUUACCUUAUCUGCAACACCAGCAACCUGGGCGUCGUGGCUCCUGUGGGCUACAACGGACUCCUCAUCAUGAGCUGCACGUACUACGCCUUCAAGACUCGCAACGUGCCUGCCAAUUUCAACGAGGCCAAGUACAUUGCAUUCACCAUGUACACCACUUGCAUCAUCUGGCUCGCCUUCGUGCCCAUCUACUUCGGGAGUAACUACAAGAUCAUCACCACCUGUUUUGCAGUGAGCCUGAGCGUGACAGUGGCUCUGGGGUGCAUGUUCACUCCCAAGAUGUACAUCAUUAUUGCCAAGCCCGAGAGGAACGUCCGCAGUGCCUUCACCACCUCAGAUGUGGUGCGUAUGCAUGUCGGGGAUGGCAAGGCACCUUGCAAGUCCAACACUUUCCUCAACAUAUUCCGGAGAAAGAAGCCAGGGGCUGGAAAUCCAAAUUCUAAUGGAAAGUCUGUGUCAUGGUCUGAACCAGGUGGAAGACAAGAUCCAAAGGGGGAACAUACGUGGCACAGACUCUCAGUGCAUGUGAAGAACCAGGAGAUAGGGUGCAAUCAGACAGCGGUGAUCAAACCCCUCACUAAAGACUGCCACGGCCAAAAUCUGACUUUUACCGACAUCAGCACUAAGACUCUGUACAAUGUGGUGGAGGAAGAAGACAGAGAGCCCGUUCACCUCAACCAGUCCAACAGCCCUUCCAUGGUGGUGCACAGGCGGGUGGCAACGACCCCCCCGCUGCAGGCCACGGCGGAGGAAACCCAACUCUUCUUGCCUGAGCAGUCCCCCAAGACCCUGCCCCUGCAGCCACAGUCUCUCAUGGACCAGCUGCAAGGAGUGGUCAACAAGUUUGCCACCGGCAUCCCCGACUUCAACGCUGUCCUCCCCACUCCCGGCUCAGGGAACGGCGUGCGGCCUCCCUGCCCACCCCCGCCACCGCAGCAGCCCCUGCAGCCCUUCCAGGUGGCUGCCUUCAGCCAGGAGCCCCUGUCUCCCCCGGCUGAGGAAGCCGAGAGUGAGAAGGUGAAGCUCAUUCAGGGAUAUGUGUAUGAGAAGAGCACAGAGGAGGAGGAGGACGAGGAGCCGGCAACCAGCAAACUGACUCUGGAAGACUCUCCGGCGCUGACGCCCCCGUCCCCUUUCCGGGAUUCAGUGGCUUCGGGCAGCUCCGUGCCCAGCUCCCCCGUGUCGGAGUCGGUGCUCUGCACACCCCCAGAUGUGACCUACGCCACUGUCAUCCUGAGGGAUUAUAAGCAAAGCUCGUCCACCCUGUAGAUGCUGCAAGAGACAAGACAGGAAGGACUUCGGCAGCUGCCCACCGGGAGGACUUGCAGAGACAAGCCUCCCAGGGCUGUGGGAGAGAGAGCAGAGAACAAAGUGACAAAUGACAGGGCAAAAAUUUCGUCCUGCACUUAAAUAACUAAAAUGAAACAAAAAGAAAAUAAAAAAUCCAUUCUGAGGGCUCAAGAUUCUCUAUCUGUUGAAAAUAAAUGUACUUUGGAAAAAAUGUUAGGAAACCACAACAAAGCACAAACUAAAGGAACAACUUCUAUAGCAAAAAAAAAAAAAAAAAAAAAAAAGAAUAUACAUGCAGGAAAAAAAUAUAAUCACACUUAGUCACACCCUUUCUUGGCAAUGCUUGAAAAGGACUCUGGGGAGUGCGACCUGGAGAAGUCAUUAGCACACCUCAUGGCUGUCUGUCUGCUAUGGGAGUAACACACCCAGGAGCCAGAAGGGCAGAGUGUGGUGCGGGGGAACAAAGCUACUUGUAUAUGAGACAUAUAUGCAUAAAUAUCUUUUUCCUGGUUUCUACAGGUGGUAUAACUGUGGAACUUUAUACAGGUGGUAUAACUGUGUAACUUUAUUUUGGGGAGAGGAGAUGAGAUAAUGUGAAAGCACAUGGCUCUUACUGACUCCUACCUGAACGAUUUUGUCCUUCAUACUAGGCUGCUUUUUGGGGGAUUUGGGCUUCUUUUAAUGUUGAUUGUGAACAGAGCAAGAAAUAUGAUCAAGUUAAGACUCAAGAGGUUUCUGAAGAAAGCCUUGCCAUAGUACUUGUAACAUGAUAAGGACUUGGAAAAACUGCCCUUUUGUACAAGGUUGCAAACCACGUGGCUAAACUGUUACACAACAUUUCCUGUAGCAGAACAAUAUUUAUUGACUAUCUUUUCAUAAAACAAUGUAUUUUGCCAUGCCAUUGCAUCAUCCCUUUGUGUUACUUCGGAAACAAAUGCAUUGAGAAAUAACUGUUUACUUAGAGCAACAACUGUUAGUCUGGAGGAAGGGCAAUUCCACGCUGGGGGUUUCGGAGCCUCCAGCAGGAGAGUGAGCGUACGUUUGUGUAACUGUAUGCGUGGGUACGGUGUGUGUGAAGAGUAAUGUCCAAUAACUACCACUGGAAGAUUGUCUUAUAUACUAUGAAUAUUUUUAUGUUUAAAUCAUGUUUUUAUAUCGCGUUGGUACAAAUAUUCGAUAGAUCUUUGAAGGUUUGUAUGCUGUGCUAACAUAUCCUUUUUUUCAUAUACAAGCUGAGACAGUCGUUACCCUUAUAAUGGGGUGCUUUGUUUUGCAGAUAUUUUAUGAAGUAGAUAUAUGAUAUUAAUAACCAGUGCAUUGAGAACUUGUUAUUUUACAUGUUUUGCAGCAAGUGUGGCUAACCAAAAAAAUCCAAAACCCAACAAAAAGAAAUCCGUUUUAGAACUCUUGCAGGUGAGAGACAGGAAAAGUAAACCAACUAUUUCACUGCUUCAGAUAAUUUAAAAUGAAAUCAUGUCAGGACAGGAAAUUUCAUCAGUGCUUAAUGUGUGCAUAAAUUCCCAGGUUUUGCUACUGAUAAUUAUUUAAAACCCUUUAUGAUGUUUAGUUGCCUGUUCUUAUGCAUUCACUUCUUGUGUUUAGUAUACAAUAUAGCUUAAAGGUCACUUCCAGGCAUUUGUAGUUCUGUCAUCUAUUCCUCUUCCUCCUCUAUCUUUCAUGCGUUUCCUAGAGAUGGGCCUAAUCUAAAGCUCCCUAAUGACUGGCAUGAUAAAAGUCCAGGUCUAAUUGCUAUGGUCUGAACAUAAUUAUAAUGAUGAUUACCUAUUUAUAAAUGUGCUUAUUAUACAUUCACAGAUCAGGAUUUUAGCUGCUAUGAUCUUUGCUAGUGCUGCUGAAUUCAGCUGAGGACGACGAUCUGUCCCACAGUUCCACGCUUUAUUUCAAAAAAUAUUUUAAAGGAAUGUCUUCCUGUUAAUGUAGUUGCAAACCUUGAUUUUAACCAUGCUUCUUUUGAAUAUUCUACCAGAGCUUUUCUGAAUUAAUCAUGAUUCGAGUAUUUUUCUUUCUUUUCACUUGAAUUUUAAAAAGUCCCUCUUGUUAUCAAUUCGUCUCUGAAGAUCCAAAUCUCAUAGUUUUUCCCUAAUUAUGCAGUAUUGGUUUUGGAAUGUUUGGCUCCCAUUCAAAAUCAGAGACAGUCUUUUUUUCUCAUCCUCUUUUCACAAUAUUUGCUCCUUUCAAUAUUACUUGUGGCCAAUUGCUAUCAUCGUCCUGAUGUGGAAAGCAUGAAAUGACUUUGCCCAAAGAUAAGUUUUUGUCAGUAUGUUGAUGUCUCUAUAAUGAAUUGAAGACAGCUGAGGGUUAGUUGGUUGAUUUUUUGUUCUGCUUGGGGCCUUUAGGGGGAUAUUUUCUGUUGCUGUUUCUUUUAUUUAAAAUGCUGAUUACUCCUUAAAGCAGUGAGAAAAAUGCCGUCUUUGUUGAACACUGCACUGGCAAUGAAUUCUAUCUGCUAACAGUUGUAGUAUAAGAUCUGCUGUGCUGUUUCCAAAAACACACAUUGUCAGUAGCACAGAUACUAAGAAGCCAGUCUUUGAAGAUCUGAGAGAGAUAAGAAAAAGAAAUACAGCAGAUUUGUAUAGACAAGGAGAUGGCAAUGUGGCAAGGUACUAUACUGUUUUCAUAUCUGUCUGCUUUGAACAUAUUAAGCACUGAUUUUAUUACUGCAAUGUAAUUAUAUCAUGAGUAAGAGUUUUCUUGAAAUUCAGUAUAUUAGCUUUUAGUUUGUAAUUGUUAAAACUGGAAACAUACACGUACGUAAAUAUAUCUAAAGAGCAAGAACUCACCUUGUGUAUGCAGCUGUAUGAGCUACAAAGCUUUCUGUAGAAGUUCUUUCUUUUGGUCUGUCAAAUGCUUGAUGAAAACUGCCUUUUUGUCAAAAUGAUCUUGAAAAUGCUGUAAAAUAAAUAUUUUCUAUUUAUUAUUUAAAAA
Molecule: messenger RNA, 7014 nt
Organism: Melospiza georgiana
Lineage: Eukaryota; Metazoa; Chordata; Aves; Passeriformes; Passerellidae
Gene: GRM1
Product: glutamate metabotropic receptor 1
Exons: 9
Coding region: 493-4047 (1184 amino acids)
Biological process (GO): regulation of synaptic transmission, glutamatergic; G protein-coupled glutamate receptor signaling pathway
Cellular component (GO): postsynaptic density membrane
Molecular function (GO): adenylate cyclase inhibiting G protein-coupled glutamate receptor activity; G protein-coupled receptor activity involved in regulation of postsynaptic membrane potential
Source: RefSeq, a predicted model, not a curated record